AUCAUUUUCAUUUCUCAGAUUCUCUUACAUCAUCCGAAAAUUUUUCUGCUAUAAUCUAGUGUUCGAAUCUCGAAAUGGCCGGAGGAAGGAAAGGAGGAGGACCAAGGAAGAAGUCAGUCACCAGAUCUGUUAGAGCUGGACUUCAAUUUCCCGUCGGAAGAAUCGGUCGAUUCUUGAAGAAAGGUAGAUAUGCUCAGCGUGUUGGUACUGGUGCCCCUGUUUACCUAGCCGCUGUUCUUGAAUAUCUUGCUGCUGAGGUUCUUGAGUUGGCUGGAAAUGCUGCACGUGACAACAAGAAGAAUAGGAUCAGUCCAAGACAUUUGUUGCUGGCUAUUAGGAACGAUGAAGAGCUUGGAAAAUUGCUUGCUGGUGUUACCAUUGCUCAUGGUGGUGUUCUUCCUAACAUCAACCCAGUUCUUUUGCCCAAGAGGAAUGAAAAGGCUGCCAGUAGUACUCCCAAGUCACCAUCAAAAGCUGGCAAAUCUCCAAAGAAGGCUUAAAUUUGGAUCUAGGUUUAGGGAUCUCUUAUUAUAGUAGAAACGUUUAAUGUUCUUGUAGCAAUGCUAUUUGGAUAUUUUCUUAUGUAAUGUAAGAGUUCCGACACAUAAAUGAAAACAACUUGUUUUUAUUAA
Messenger RNA from Vicia villosa (hairy vetch), 632 nucleotides. Its product is annotated as histone H2A.1-like. The transcript is spliced from 2 exons. Gene Ontology annotation, molecular function: structural constituent of chromatin; protein heterodimerization activity; DNA binding. The coding region runs from base 75 to 500 and encodes 141 amino acids. The record is from RefSeq and is a predicted model, not a curated record. Gene Ontology annotation, cellular component: nucleosome. Lineage: Eukaryota; Viridiplantae; Streptophyta; Magnoliopsida; Fabales; Fabaceae.